Molecule: messenger RNA, 2444 nt
Organism: Fundulus heteroclitus (mummichog)
Lineage: Eukaryota; Metazoa; Chordata; Actinopteri; Cyprinodontiformes; Fundulidae
Gene: bsg
Product: basigin
Exons: 9
Coding region: 174-1346 (390 amino acids)
Biological process (GO): cell-cell adhesion
Cellular component (GO): cell-cell junction
Molecular function (GO): cell adhesion molecule binding
Source: RefSeq, a predicted model, not a curated record
AUAAGGGCGUGUGCGUAGAGGACAACCAGGCAAGCACAUCGGCUCAGCGUCGGCAUAGAAGAUACCGCAGCUCCUGGAAGAAGGAGGCCGGCGGGUGAAAAGUGGAGUUUUUCUAGACAGGGAAAGCUCGCUUUCGGUUUGUUCCUGUGGAAAAGAGUCAUUCACUACCAGCCAUGAAGUCACUGUGGGCUCUAGCUGCCCUGCUUUUGAGCUGUUGGCGGGCCGACGCGUCCACAGCGGGGUUUAUAAAAUCCCCCCUGUCCCAGAUGAAGCUCAUCAACGACAGUGUCGAGCUGCACUGCGAGGUGAUAGGGAACCCCAUCCCCGAGGUGCAGUGGUGGUUUGUAGAGGGCGAGGAGUCCAAUGAGACGUUCACCCAGCUGUUUGACGGGGCACGCAACGAGCGCGUCCACAUAAACGCCACGUACAUAGCGCACGCCGCCAGCACCAUUCACCUCCUCGGCCUGCGCCUCGACGACACGGGCACGUACGAGUGCCGCGCUUCCAACGACCCACACCGCAAUGAUCUGAAGAAGACGCCCAAAAUCAAGUGGAUCCGGUCGCAGGCAAACAUUAUUGUGAUUGAAACCCCACAAAUCCAGGUGGAACCCGUUGAGGUGAACAACCAAUCAUCUGCCGUUCUCACCUGCAACUUGACGGACUCCAGCCUUUCUAGCAAGGGUCACUUCUGGACGCACAAUGGCAACGUCAUCGAGGACUCAAAGUCCACUGAGCUCGUUUACAACGCCGUAUACCGUUUGGAUAAGAUCACCUACAAAGAGUCCGGAAAAUACGAGUGCGUGUUUGAGACGGACCCACAAGUGAAGAAGAGCAUUGAGGUUAAAGUGGCUCCUCACGUUGCUGCCUAUAAACACUCCGAGCACGGCAAUGAGAUGGACAAAGGUUUGCUCACCUGUGUGGCUCAUGGGUACCCCCUCCCCACUGACUGGAUGUGGUUCAAGAAAGAAGGGGACGGUGAAAAGGCCAUCUUCAACGGCACUGGUGAGAGGUAUGAGAUCAAGAGCACCCCUAACAAGACCAUCCUGAUUAUCGAGGAGCUGGACAUCGAGAAGGACAGCGGAGACUACAUCUGCGCUGGUAUGAGUGAAGUCGGCCAAAACAGAGACGAGAUCCACCUGCGUGUCCGCAGCCGCCUGGCCGCUCUCUGGCCCUUCCUCGGCAUCGUGGCUGAGGUCAUCAUCCUUGUGACCAUCAUCUUCAUCUAUGAGAAGAGGAGAAAGCCUGAUGAGGUCAACGAUGACGAUGACUCAGGAGCCGCUCCUCUGAAGAGCAAUUCUACUUCGAACCACAAGGACAAGAAUGUGAGGCAAAGGAAUUCCAACUAAAAGCUGAAGGAGAUGGAUGUCAAGUUGGCACUCCAGGAUUCAACUGUUGUGGCACAUUAUAUUGUGCAAUCCUCCAAUUUGAAGUACCUUUUUUGUGCUUGGGUGUUUUAGAGAAUAAUUUCCCAGUUUUUUUUGUUUUUCUUUAAUGCUUAACUUGUUCACAUUGUGCAGCCAGGAACAUGGUGUGAAACGACACUUUCUGCUUGAGGCCAUGUGGCGAGUCUUGCAUGAGUUUAAAUGCUGUUCUAGCCAAGCGCGUGUCGUAAAAUGACGUAAGAAUGCAUCGUUUUUGUGAGAUUCGGUUUUAUGCUGCCGCUUUCUGCACAGGCUUCACAAUUGUUACCGUACGGUCUUCUGUUCUCUAAUUUUUCCUCUAACGUCGCUCAUUCACGAAGCAGCGCAGUGAUUCUCUUUUGAUCCAGACUCUUGUCAUUUCUGUUGGAAAACAUCCAGGUUCACUGGGAUUCAUGUGAUCUGUUGCCACCCCUCAAACCUUGUUUGCAGAGUUUUUACUUGGCCUUAAACUGCUUUUGUGUUUUUUGUUUUCUUUUUUUUUUACAUCCUCAAUAAAAUAAUCAUUUAAUUCUGAUGGUUUUAAUUUAUUUCACAAUUUGCAAACAUUCAAUCUCUGCAAGGGUGUGUUUUUAUUUUUUUGAAGAAACUAAUUUUAUUAGUGUUUUAAUUUCUUUUAUAUAAAAUUUGGUCCCUUUUUGUUGCUGGACUAAUCACCCCCAGAAUAAAAAUUAUCUUGGACCAAGUGCAAAAUAUUUUAAGUGUUGCAUCUGUACAAUGCAACUUCGAUAACGUGCACGUGUUUUUAAAUGAGUACUACUGAAUCUUUAUUCCUCUGCUUAUUGUGACGCGAAAACACUUGUCUGAUUGUUGAAUGGUCGUCUCUGUCCUCUUCACUGUGUAGGUAAUUCAGAAGCCAUAUAUUCCAUUUAACCUGAACAAUGUGGUUAUUGAAUGUUACACUUUAGCGUUGCAAAGUUUAAAGACCUAGCCAGAAUUGUGUCAAGUGCUGUACCUUUCCGUCAACACGGAGCGCCAUCCUUUGUACAACUUGCACAAACUGAAAUAAAGAGAUGGAAAUUUCAA